GUUGUUUUUGUUUUCGAGUUGGAGGGACGUGUGCGCGCUUCGUCGAACGGAAUUGGUUUUUUUUGUCUGAUUUUUUUUUUGCCGAUUUGCAUAAACUACAACAAAAGAUAAGAAAAGAAAACAAUCAAGUCUGGUGCUUAAAUUGUGCAAUGCAAUAAAUGAAACCCGAAGCUGUGCGCGCCUAAAUAGCAGCAGCAGCAGCAGUCGCCGCCAACAAACCGACAACACCAGCAGCAGCAGCAGCGGUAGAAUAAAACAACAAAAAAUAGCAAAUCAAAAUGGCGCAUCAACAGCAGCAGCAACAACAACUGGCUACAUCUGUGAAUUGUUCAUUGGAUGAUAUCGAUUUGACAGCUCUAAAAGAUCCAGCUGGAAUCUUUGAGCUAAUCGAAGUUGUGGGCAAUGGCACUUAUGGUCAAGUCUAUAAGGGCCGCCAUACAAAGACUGGCCAAUUGGCUGCCAUAAAGGUGAUGGAUGUCACCGAAGAUGAGGAGGAGGAAAUUAAGUUGGAAAUCAAUGUGCUUAAGAAAUACUCAAAUCAUCGCAAUAUUGCCACAUAUUAUGGAGCCUUUAUUAAGAAAUCACCACCGGGCAAGGAUGAUCAACUUUGGCUUGUUAUGGAAUAUUGUGGUGCUGGUUCCGUAACCGAUUUGGUUAAAUCAACAAAAGGACAAAGCCUCAAAGAAGAAUGGAUCGCAUACAUUUGUCGUGAAAUUUUGCGUGGCUUAAGCUAUUUGCAUUCAAAUAAGGUCAUACAUCGCGAUAUCAAAGGACAGAAUGUCUUGCUAACAGAUAAUGCCGAGGUGAAACUAGUGGAUUUUGGUGUCUCAGCGCAAUUGGAUCGUACGAUAGGCAGGCGGAAUACAUUUAUUGGUACUCCCUAUUGGAUGGCUCCUGAGGUCAUUGCCUGCGAUGAGAAUCCCGAUGCCACAUAUGACAAUCGUUCGGAUCUUUGGUCUCUGGGAAUUACGGCCUUGGAAAUGGCUGAGUCACAGCCACCGCUUUGCGAUCUGCAUCCCAUGCGAGCUUUAUUCUUGAUUCCACGCAAUUCACCGCCGCGUCUCAAAUCGAAAAAAUGGUCCAAGAAAUUUCAUGGUUUUAUUGACACGGUGCUAGUCAAGGACUAUCAUCAGCGGCCUUAUACCGAGAAUCUAUUGAAACAUGCCUUCAUUAAGGAUCAGCCAACAGAUCGUCAGGUGCGCAUACAGCUUAAGGAUCACAUCGAUCGCUGCAAGAAACGCAAGCAGGAGAAGGAACGUGAGGAUUAUCGCUAUUCUGGUUCCGAUAACGAUGACGACGAUCCACAAUUGGCCGGCGAGCCAAGCUCCAUUAUCCAGGCACCAGGUGGUGAUACCCUGAGACGUAACUUCCAGCAGAUCCAGGAAGGUCGUUUGGCUGCCGAACAGCAACAGCACCAUCAAUUGAUGGUCCAAGCCCAGGCCCAAGCGGCCGCUGUUCAUGCUGCUGCCCAGGCGCAACUUCAACAGCAGCAACAGGCUGCGGCCGCUGCAGCGGCUCAUGCCGCUCAACAGGCCCAAGCCCAGGCAGCUGCCGCCGCCGCUGCCCAGCAACAACAGGCCCAGGCCCAGGUGCAACAACCGCAGGCGAAUCGUCAACAAAAACCGACAUCGCGUCAGCAGAUCGAAGAGCCUGGCCCACCAGCACGCCCACAAUUGCCACAGCGUUUAAUUGUGGUGCCAGAUCCACCGCAUGCCAAUCGGCCAUUGCCACCGACGCCCAAGUGCGGCAACGGAGGUGGCGGUAGCGGCGAACCAGCCGCAGGUCAAACGCCACAGCAGCAGCAGCGCAAUUCGCAGCAAAAUAAUUCUAGGCCAUCGUUACCACCAAGGAGACCUGAGGAUCAUUUGGAUGUGUUAGCAGCACAAUUAAAUGAAUUGGGCGUGGUCUCCUCUCAACAGCCGCAGCCACAAACGGCCACCGCAGGACAACAGCAGGCUCAACCGGAGGCACCGCCACGCAAUAAUCGUCAAUCAGGCGGAGUCGGAGGAGCAUCCUCAUCGUCAUCGAAGCCGGCAGCUGCCUUGCCACAAUCGAAUAAUCAUUUGGGUCAACCUGUCAAUCCCCUGGAUCCAUUGGAUAGCAGUGAUUCGGAUAGUGAGCCAGAUGAGCCGAAUGAUCGGGCAAGAAACGAUGGCACUUUGCUGGCCAGUGAUCCACCCAAACCACUACCCGAAUUUUCAUAUAGACCCGGUUUGGGACCUGUCUCCGAGGAUAGCUCGACCACAGCAACUACGACACCGUCAGGCCAUGGCAGUGGCGGCCCACCAAAUCGUCCCUUGCCCCCAACGCCCGAUGAUGAUGAUCAGGCUGGAGAUCGCACCCUAAUCUUAAAACGCAUACUAGAUCAGGGUAUAAAUCGCUUGCAAAAAUCAGCCUCGACAUCACAUGCCAAUUUCGAACUUAGUGGAGAAAAGCUACGAGCCGCCUGUGAAGCCAAAUUGUUACGCGAUUGGGAUAUCAAUAGAUUCCUCAAUAAGAAUUCAAAUGCCAGUCAUCAGAAUAAUUCGAGCAGCUGCAGUGGCGGCAGCAGUGGCAGUAGUCCAACUACCACGGCGAGUUUGAAUCGCAGCUCACAGCAAAGCACCUUGAAGGUGGAAACCAAAUUGCAAAGGGCCAGUGUGGCUGAGGCCAUUACUAGGCCAGUGCCCAAAGGAUAUCAUCCAUUGAAGUCCAAUCAAGAUGGAAGUGCCUUUAAUCUUGUCAAAGAAUCAGCUGCCAAAUCAGGAGGAGCAGCUGCAGCAGCAGGAGGAGGAGAAGUAGGAGGAUGGCUUACAGGGGUCUUACCACAAAAACGGAAUCAGGAACCAACAGAUUCUGCGUCCAAAUUGCCAACAAAUUUUGUGCGCGGAUUUCGUCGUGAGAAUUCUGAUUUUUUCCCACUUACCAAGAGGCAUUCAGCUGUCCUAAGUGGUAGUAGUGGAGCUAGUUCAUCGUCCAUUUUUGCCAAUCGAUCGUCCAAAGUGCCACAGCAGCCGCCAUUGGUUCAGGGCCAAAGAACCGGUGCCAUUAGUAGCAGCACCAAAAGGCCAUCGCCAGCAGGAGCAGACAGUUCGGCAGCAACGGCAACAGCAACAGCAGCAGCAGCAGCGACAGCUAAAAAGGAUGUUGGAUCAGCAGCAGCAGCAGCUACCAAGGCGAAAGCAUCCGGUUCGGGUGCAACAGCCACGCCCACCAAAUCCAGUUGGCCAAUAGAUUUUUGGCGUCCGCGUCGCGAAAAGACUGAAUCUGUCAUUGUCCUGCAUAAUGCAGCAGCUCGUGCCCAACAACAGCAACAGAAGCAGCAACAGCAGCAAUGGCCUCAGCCGCCGACGCCGCAGCAACAGCAGCAGAACCGUGGUGGAGGCGGUGGUGGCAGCGGCACCGGCGUUGGAGGAGUCAGUGGCGUCGGAGGCAGCGGCGGCGGGGUCGGUGCAGAUGCCAGUGGCCUUGGUACACCUGGUACACGUACCAGCAGCGUCCUGCCCGAUCUACUCAGUCAGGCAUCGCCAGCAACGCCACCGCGUCAUGAUAAAUCAUCCAGUGAGGAGUAUCAGGCGGCCAUUAGCUCAUCCGUGCAUUCCACGCCAUCGAAAUCGUUUAUAGCCACUAGCUCCAGUUGCAGUUCCAUUGGCGGCGGAUCAAACCAUCAUCAUGGUUUGGGCGGCGGCAGUGUUCUGGCCGGUGUGAUUAUUAAUACCAAUAAUUCACCACAAUCGACCAUAUCGCUGGCCUCGGCCUCAUCCACAUCCACAUCGAAUUCGCGACAGAAUUCACCAAAGAAUUCGAUUAGUAAAACGCGUUCAUCCAGCAGUAUUACUAAUUUAUUGCAUAAAUCUGCUUCUUCCUCUUCUGCGAACAUUCUACAAUUGACGACAACGCCAACAUCAUCAUCAUCAUUGUUAUCAUCAACCAACUCCAACCACAACAACAACAACAAUGCACCAUUACCACCACAUGCCUAUGCAUUGCAACAGAAACAGCGAAGUUUCUUAACUUUCGGUUUCGGUGCCGGCGGUUCGGGACCAACGCGUCGCGAAUCCCAUGUCAAUGUCAAUGUAACACCCACAUCGCAUGAGGUUUCCAAUGAUACACCCGAAAUACGUAAGUAUAAGAAACGCUUCAAUUCGGAAAUCCUAUGCGCCGCCCUAUGGGGAGUCAAUUUGUUAAUUGGCACAGAGAAUGGUCUUAUGCUUCUCGAUCGAUCCGGUCAAGGCAAAGUUUAUCAGCUAAUCUCUCGACGACGUUUCCAACAAAUGGAAGUUCUAGAGGGACAAAAUAUAUUGGUUACCAUAUCUGGUAAAAAGAAUCGUGUGCGCGUCUAUUACUUAUCCUGGUUGAAAUCCAAAAUUCUACGCACCGAUGGUCUAUCCGAUCAAGUGGAAAGACGCAAUGGUUGGAUCAAUGUGGGUGAUCUACAAGGUGCUGUACAUUUUAAGAUUGUCAAAUAUGAGAGGAUUAAGUUCCUAGUGAUUGCAUUAAAAGACUCUAUUGAAAUUUAUGCAUGGGCUCCCAAACCAUAUCACAAAUUUAUGGCAUUUAAGAAUUUUGGUGAAUUGGAACAUCGCCCACUUUUGGUCGAUCUCACAAUUGAAGAUCAAUCGAGACUGAAAGUUAUCUAUGGUUCCGCCGAGGGUUUCCAUGCGGUUGAUUUAGAUUCAGCUGAAGUAUACGAUAUAUAUCUUCCUAAGCAUACUCAGGGUGCAAUCAUUCCGCAUUGUAUUGUGGCGCUUCCAAAUUCAAAUGGCAUGCAAUUACUUUUGUGCUACGACAACGAAGGCGUCUAUGUGAACACUGUGGGUCGUGUUUCUAAGAAUAUUGUGCUACAGUGGGGCGAAAUGCCAACUUCGGUGGCCUACAUUGGCACUGGACAAAUCAUGGGCUGGGGCAAUAAAGCAAUAGAGAUACGUUCCGUUGAGAGCGGCCAUUUGGAUGGUGUGUUUAUGCACAAGAAGGCGCAACGCUUGAAAUUCCUUUGCGAGCGCAAUGACAAAGUAUUCUUCAGCAGUGCCAAAGGUGCUUCAUCGUGUCAAAUCUACUUUAUGACGCUCAACAAGCCGGGCAUGGCCAAUUGGUAAAAAUGAUUUGCCCACUGCUUCUCCAGCCUCCUUCGACACUCACACACACACACACACACAUAUAUACACACACAUCGAUAGAGAAACAAAACAACAAAUGGAAGAAAAAUCAUGCAAAAUUUCUUAAAUUAACAAGAAAUUGAAAGUGCAUAAUGUAAUGUUUAAGUAAAAAGUUAAUGAUAAUGAUGAUGAUGAUAUCCUAUACAAAAAUCACACACACAUAUACACACACACAUGCACCCCUCCACACCAACGAUCUUGAGAACACUGUGCUUAUGAUGGGAAACAAUUUCGAAAAGAAAAUCAAUCGACGACAACGUUUCAAUUAGUAAAUGUGCUAAAAACAAAAAAGAAAACAAAAAAAAUGAAAAUUCAAUCACUAAUAGAAAGCAAAAUAAAACAAAAAACAGUGCCGCAAUUUAGCUAAGCACUUAGAUAGAUAUAUAUAUAAAUAUAUAUAUCGAAAAAGAAAACCAAUUAU
Drosophila willistoni is the source of this 5556-nucleotide messenger RNA. RefSeq names its product serine/threonine-protein kinase mig-15 (gene msn). Lineage: Eukaryota; Metazoa; Arthropoda; Insecta; Diptera; Drosophilidae. Gene Ontology annotation, molecular function: MAP kinase kinase kinase kinase activity; ATP binding. Bases 279 to 5075 code for a protein of 1598 amino acids. The record is from RefSeq and is a predicted model, not a curated record. The transcript has 20 exons. Gene Ontology annotation, biological process: protein phosphorylation.